This is a messenger RNA of Bipolaris oryzae ATCC 44560, 558 nucleotides long. RefSeq lists its product as uncharacterized. Bases 1 to 558 code for a protein of 185 amino acids. The record is from RefSeq and is a predicted model, not a curated record. The transcript is spliced from 2 exons. Lineage: Eukaryota; Fungi; Ascomycota; Dothideomycetes; Pleosporales; Pleosporaceae.
AUGGCGGUGGGGUGCACUGCGCUCUGGAGUCGCCAUCCAGGUCCUUCCGGUGUGGUGUCUUCAUUCCAUAUGCAGAUGCAGGAGAGCAUUCAAUUGCGCCUGCCGGUUCGGGAGUCCCGUGGCAUUGGGUACUUGAGGGGUCAAAGACGCCACAUUGCCGCCCGCACGCCUGCCAUUGGCACUGCGACAAGUCUAGUACAACUGCCCUCCCUCUCCCUCUUCGCUGGUCGCAAUGUUUCUCCGUGUCCUGCCAAACAUUUUGUUACAGCCCGAUGGGUGACGCUUCAGGGGCCUCAAUCAGCACUCAACUCGCUUGCACGUGCGCCCGCUGACUCAGACACUCGUCCAAACCCAUCCCCUGCGAAGCCCACUUUGGCCAUGGCCACUCUCGGCACACCAAACCACGUACGGUUUCAUACUACCGGCGUGACGUCAUUCGCCAUGGUUGUACAAAAUAAUUUCAUCCUGCAGCAUCGCCCGAUGCACAUGUUGCAUUUCGUGGUUUUUUCCAUGACGUGGGCUGCUUCGGCCCGUUGUAGAGCCAGAAGAUGCUGGUAG